UACAUGUUUUGAAGUUGCGUUUUGACAUGAUGGUUAAUUAUACAACCUGACAGUCCCUAGUCAGAGUUUGAGAUUUGAACCUGUUGGUUGAAGGUCGAAUGCUUUCAUCACUAAGCUGUUUUUUCAUCUGAAUAAAAUAUUGAUGGAAAUACUCGUUGACAUAUUUAGUGAUCUGCUGAUUCAUGAAACAAAUGAUGUAUAGAUAUUCUGCAGUUACUUAUUGUAAGAUGAAAUAGACGUACGAAAUAGUGUUGAAAUCCGACGAUAUAUAACAAAUUCAUCCGUAAAAAAGCGUUAUUGAUGUUAAAAUUAUGUAGUUUUUUAACUGCCUGAUUUUAUUUUAUUUAGUAAUUAAUCCAUAGUUUACAUAAAUGCACUAUUUGCUUGUAAGUAUUCAUUCUAGUAUUAUGAUAUCAAUAAUAACGAAUUGAAUAUUUGGCAUAUUCAGUUCUUUAAUUUUUUGAAUUUCUUGUCUUAUUCCACUUUAAAAUUAUUAUUUGUAUACCUGUGACCAAAUCAUACAUAUAAGUAACAAGUUUAAAAUAAGAGGAAAUGAACAUUCUUCAUCUUUAAGAUACUUCAAAAUACCAUCAACAUAAUAUUGAUACGUAAUAUUAUAUAAAAAAGUCCAUAGGAUGUCAAAGGUUGUCUAAUUCGGCUAUAUAGAUCAAUGAAUAAUUAAGCUAAAGUUCCCUGUAAAUGUACUUAUGAGUCCGUUCUUUUGUAUUUAAUGUAAUUCAGUAUAUUUAUAGCCUAGCUAACGAAAGUACUGAUGACUCAAUGAUAGAUCAUUUACAACCUUAUGUCAUUUCAAGCUGUCCUCUCAAAUGUAGAUUCAUUUCACCUAGUGAAUUUACAUAGUAAUAUCUUGCGAACUACAGUGUAAAGGGUUGGAUUCUUGAUAUGAUUGUUGUCUGCGAUUAGUGACGUCAUUAAUUGGGGUUUUGAUUUGUUGUGUAACGUGAACUAUUAAGUCAAGAAGUAAGCUUCCAUUCAUUAGAAUAGGGGUUUUAACGCCACUCUACCUAUCGUGGGAAAUAAUAGGGUUAUUUUUUUAACGCAAGUCUCUGUAACCAUAGUUAAUUCAGUAUCAUAAUACUAUUAGUUAGGUCGCUCUUGUCAAUAACCUUGCCAUUACUAAAUGGUCCCAUUGAACCAAAAUAAUGCUUCAAUCAGUUAGCAACAACGUAGAACUUCAUACAUACGUUCAUCAGUUCAAGUUGCCAUACUACAUUAGCACAAAGAUAAAAUUGUUAAUUCAAUUCCCAUAGUGGUAGAAGUAGUAAAAGUAUAAGCAGUAAUCGGAAAGAUUAGGGUUUCAAGAUGUUAUUCAAGGAGUAUGAUCCAGUGAAAUAAAUUCGGGAAGAGAAGAAAAGGGAAAUGAAGAAUUCAGAAGAUUAGAAUUUGGGAGAACACAAAGAGUGGAUGCACCUGCGCCAUCGCAAGAGAUUUUGAGCCAUGUCAUUUAAGGUCUCUAACCAUCGGUUGCUAUCGUCUCGCAGAUCCCAACAUGGCUCAGUCCAGUUGUCAGUGACUUCAUGGAUUUGCUCCAUGUUUUGGUCUUCCAACCUACUCCUACACCAUGAAACAUCGCUUGUCGGGGCAGUCGGUGGUUGGGCAUAUGUAACACAUGUCCUAGCCAUCUCAACUGAUGAAGUAGUGAGACCUCAUCAGUUGAUUUGCCAUCCUUACCUAAUACUCGUUUCCUAACAUCUAUAUUACUUACUCGGUGGUCCCAGGAUAUACGAGCGAUGCUCCGAAGACACCUAUAAUGCUUAAAAACUUUAGUAACCGUUAUCUGUAUUUUUAAUAUAUCUUUCCCAUUCAAAAGAUGUUUUGCUACUCUGUUACAACACAGGAAGUAGUCUUGUACCAUAUACUUCGCUUAUAAUACAGAUCUGUGUAUAUUUUAGGUAUCAUGGUUAGAUCAAGCUUUCGAAUAACUGUAAGGAACUUUAUUUUUGAACUCACGAUCAUUAAUACAACGGAAUUAGUUUUACUAACAAAUUUUCAAUUAUUUAAGGGUCAAAGUUUUAUGAAAAUGAACUGAGGCGGGAAAAAGCUCUUCGUCAACAAAUUGAACAAAAGCUUAAAGUUAUAAAAUCACUUACACCGGCGAUGUUAAAAAGUGGUGAAUUAGAAGCAGAUCACAUACUGAAAGAUUUAGGGCAGAAACGACGUUUUUCUCGAAUCAUUGUGCAUGUGGAUAUGGAUGCAUUUUAUGCAGCUGUUGAAAUACGUGAUCAACCCGAACUUAGGCAUCAUCCAGUUGCUGUCGGUAGUAACAGUAUGCUAUCUACAAGCAAUUAUAUCGCUCGACGAUUUGGCGUACGUGCUGGUCUACCUGGAUUCUUAGGCAAAAAACUUUGUCCUCAACUGAAAAUUAUACCGUGUGAUUUUGUAAAGUAUACUGCAGCUAGUCGUGUAGUACGAUCUAUUUUAAUGGAAUACAGUGUUUCUGCUGGGAGUGCACGAAAUUCCUGUGAAUCAGAUAAUAUUCCAUUUUCGGCGGUCAGUUUGGAUGAAGCGUAUCUAGAUAUAACAGAUCAUUUGGUAGACCGUUCUGACUUUCCUGUUGAACGACGUACAUUUUGGCCUAGACCAGCACCUGGAGCACCUAUGUUGGUUUGUCGUUGUCGGUCACGUUCUAAACAUCCACAAUCUCAUAAUUUGAAUAGUAGCUGCACUGAUAACCAAUCCGAAAUUCCUAUAGAUGAUAAUUCUGAGAGUAAUUCUAAUUCUUGUCAAGAAACAGAUAAAUCAUCUGAUAAGCUAUCUGUACGUAUAAUAAAACCGAAAUACUCUGAUCCUGACCUAGAUGUAUGCAUUGAAUGUGGAUUACUUUGUAAAUCUGGUCGUCGAAUAUUUGGUUUAUCAGCUUGGGAAGCUGUUCGAGAAAUGCGAUUUCGUGUUUUUUGCGCCACCCGUCUUACUUGUAGUGCUGGUCUUGGUCCGAAUACAUUGAUUGCAAAAAUCGCCUCCGAUUGGAUAAAACCAUGUGGGCAACAUGAAAUCGCUAAUACAUUAGAAGCUGUCGAUAAAUUUAUGCAAACUAUGCCUGUGAGAAAAGUUCCAGGGAUUGGACAUGUUACAGAACGUCGACUAGAUGCUUUUGGAAUUAAAACAUGUGCUGAUUUAAUUGAUAAACGUGGUUUACUCUGGCAUGUAAGCACUAAAAUAUCAAUGGUUUAUUACAUGCGUAUUGCAUUAGGACAUUCUGAUGAUCGUUGGUUAAUUAAUGUAAAAAAUCAUUUUGAUGAGAAGUUAAAUAAACCUUUUGGAUUUAUUGAUAAUGAUUCAGAAAAUAUCGUUCCUUCUGCACAAGGUCAAGUAGAAUUGAAUAGAAAGAGUAUGAGUGUAGAAAGAACAUUUUCAGAUACAUCCGAUGAAAAUGAAUUAAUGCAUCGUUGUGAACAACUUGCUCAAAUGCUAUCAACUGAUUUAAAAGAGGAACAUGUCAAAGGUCAGUUAAUCACACUUAAAAUGAAAUUAGAUACAUUUGAAAUUCGAACAAGAUCACAACUCCUACCAGAUUACACUAAUCAUACAGAGAUUAUCAAUUCAUUCGGUCGUGAAUUAUUGCGUGAAGAAAUGGUAGCGUUUAAAUUGAACACAGCUGUGAAUAAACCACUUACUUUACGUCUUAUGGGCUUACGCAUGUCCAACUUAUUACCAGUGGAAAUGUGUCCACAAAUUCGUCAACGUAGUGUUGAGGAAGCUUUUAUGUUUGCAAUAACAAGCAAUAAUACUAGUCCUGAAAAAAAUCCCAGUACAAUCUCUAAAACUCGGUUACACACUGAAACAUCUAUUAAAUCGCAUAACAUGAUAUCUUCACCUAAAUCAGUUGAAUCAACAAAAAAUAGACUGAAAAAGUUAACAAAGUCUAGUCAAAAAAAUGAUAGAAAGAAAAUGGUCGGUUGUAAUUCUUCUUCAUUGUUCAAUUAUCAUUUGGAUGAGUGUUUAAAUAGAUCAACUAUUUUAGAAGUAGUCAAAGAGACUUUGACUGAUAGAGAUUAUUGUUCAACUACUAUAUCACAGUCUAGUUACUUGAAUUCAUCAUCACAUGAUAUUGGUAUUCGAAAGGCGAAAUCGCAAAAACUUGAAGUUAAACAAUCCAAAAACAGUAACAUAUCAACAACGAAGACCAUGACGACAACAACAACUUUUCAUGGACCUCUUGAUAAAUUUAUAUUUAAUUCAUCUACUGUACAUUUUGAUUAA
This is a messenger RNA of Schistosoma intercalatum, 4221 nucleotides long. The record is from the annotation of a GenBank genome assembly. Lineage: Eukaryota; Metazoa; Platyhelminthes; Trematoda; Strigeidida; Schistosomatidae.